AUGUUUGAGUUAUCGAUACAAGAUAUAGAGAAUAAUAUAGAACAGUUUGUGCAUGAUUUGGACGAGGCUGUUUAUAUCUGUUCUGAGCGCGGCAUGAUAGAAGCUUCUUUAUGGGCACUUGAAAUGGUGAUUGGCUACGAUCCAAUUAGAUCAGGCAAAUGCAAAACUAGCGACGUAGAAAAACCCGACCGUGAAGCAUUGUUAUCGAUAGGAAUGUCAGCAGAUGAAUCAGACCAAUACCAUCUUGCACUAUCAUUAUUCAAAAAUCGCGAUUAUAAGCAAGCGAUAGAAGUUUUAGGCGAACCCAUGCAUCCUAAAACUACGUUUUUACGGUUUUACUCAGAAUAUAAGUUAUUCGAAAAGAAAAGUGAAGGAAUAACCUUUGAUAGAUUAGCAAAUGGCCACGAUAUAUUUUCAGCAAUGGCAACUGACAUUACAGAACUGGAAUCAUUAUCCGAAGAGCUAGAAAGACUUUUUAAUAAAAAAAAACUAGACCCAUUUGGAUUGUAUAUCUACGGCGUAGUAUUAUUGAAGCAGCACAAGAGACGAUUACAUCAAGAUCAUCAUCACUAUCCAGAUCAAAAACAAGAGCAAGAGGAGACAAAUACUUUAGAAGCCACAGCUAAAAAGGUACUGAUAAUGUCGAUACGUGGUUAUCCCUAUAAUUGGUCAGCGUGGCUGGAGCUGGCAUCAACAGUAUACAAUUACGAGCAAUAUGCCGACUUUCAGAUACUAUUAAAAAUUAGAUUGAUGGAUGAUCCAUUUAUUGAAACCCCUGUCAAAAUUAUGGUUAAUCUGAUUCUGGCAAGAAUAUGCAGUUUCCUUGAGCUCAAUAUUGAUCUGUAUGCUGAAGUUAUUAUACACUUGAAGCAAUAUUAUUUCCGCAACAGUCCUUACAUGAUAGGCGAAUGGGCUAAAUACUUGUACAUUAAGAAAGAUCAUAUUGAAGCAGCAAGAGUAUUUCGGGAAUUGAGGGCUAUGUUCCCUGCGAGAAUGAGUGAAAUGGAAAUAUACUCCAGCUUAUUGUUUCAUACAAGUGAUAAGCAAGAACUGAAAGAGUUGGCCGAUAUUUGUACAAGCACCAACGAGGGUACUGUAGAGGCAUGUAUUAUCAGAGGCAAUUAUUUCAAGAUACAGAACCAAUUUAGUCAAUCCAAUGAUUAUUUCACGAGAGCCAUCAUGGUGCAACCGGAUAAUCAUAUGGCGUGGUUAGGCCUAGGCCAUAAUUAUCUGGAACUAUCUAAACCUCUAGCUGCCGUAAAAGCCUACACUCAAGCUAUAGCGAUCAAAGAGGACGAUUAUCGUUCUUAUUUUGGUUUGGGUAGAGCCUAUGAGAUGAUGAAAGCUAUCAAAGAUGCACUACAUUACUAUCAAAGAGCGAGUGAUUUGUGUGGAGAUGAUACAUAUGCUUGGAUGUCUUUAGGUGAGAGUUUCGAAAGACUUGGGAAGCAAAGCAAGGCAAAAGAAUGCUUUGCCAAAGUUAACAUUCAGCGUGCAUAA
This is a messenger RNA of Mycotypha africana, 1500 nucleotides long. RefSeq lists its product as uncharacterized. Gene Ontology annotation, biological process: cell division. The transcript is spliced from 5 exons. Gene Ontology annotation, cellular component: anaphase-promoting complex. The record is from RefSeq and is a predicted model, not a curated record. Lineage: Eukaryota; Fungi; Mucoromycota; Mucoromycetes; Mucorales; Mycotyphaceae. Bases 1 to 1500 code for a protein of 499 amino acids. Gene Ontology annotation, molecular function: protein binding.